Messenger RNA from Hordeum vulgare subsp. vulgare (domesticated barley), 146 nucleotides. RefSeq names its product dolichyl-diphosphooligosaccharide--protein glycosyltransferase subunit 4A-like. Bases 1 to 111 code for a protein of 36 amino acids. The record is from RefSeq and is a predicted model, not a curated record. NCBI's taxonomy places the organism in Eukaryota, Viridiplantae, Streptophyta, Magnoliopsida, Poales, Poaceae. The transcript has a single exon.
AUGUUUAACGAAGAAGACUUGGGUUUCUUCACCAACUUCCUAGGCAUCUUCAUAUCCGUGUUGGUCAUCGCGUACCACUUUGUGCUGGUAGACCCGAAGUACGAGAACUGAUCUCCUUUUGUUUAGCAAUGAGACCGUAUUAUACU